This is a messenger RNA of Emys orbicularis (European pond turtle), 579 nucleotides long. It is a transcript of the gene FAM167B, whose product is annotated as family with sequence similarity 167 member B. The transcript has 2 exons. NCBI's taxonomy places the organism in Eukaryota, Metazoa, Chordata, Testudines, Emydidae. The record is from RefSeq and is a predicted model, not a curated record. The coding region runs from base 1 to 579 and encodes 192 amino acids.
AUGUCCUUCAGCCACCUGAAGUUCAAGGAGCUAGGGGAAGAGGAGUCGAACUCAGACAAGGAGAACCUGGACAGCGUGAAGGCCCUGACGGCCAAGCUGAAGCUGCAGACUAGGAGGCCUUCCUACUUGGAAUGGAAGGCCCGCGUGCAGAGCCAGUCCUGGAGGAACGGGGUCACGGAGGGAGCCAUCAGCUCGCUGAAUGAAGAGCAGGGCGGAGAGGUGUUUCUGGAGGGGACUCAAGCCGACGUGCCGUCCAGGAGCAUCUGUGGGUUUGCCACCAUGGACGAUGCCCUGGAGUGGCUCAGAAAGGAGCUGCAGGAGAUGCAGGCUGUGGAUCACCAGCUGGCGCGGCAGCUGAUGCGGCUGCGGGGGCAGAUUCACCAGCUGAAGGUGGAGCAGGUGUGCCACCAGCACAAGGAGAUGCUGGACAAUGCCACCUUUGGCCUGGAGGGCUGUGAGGAGGACACAGACCUGCUGUGCAACAUUCCUCCCAAGGCCGCCUUCUUGCUCUCCACGCCACUCAAGCACAUUGGCGUCACACGCAUGAACAUCAACUCCCGGCGCUUCUCCCUCUGCUGA